AUGAGAAUCACGAUCCCUACGGUACCUGAGGCACUGCUUUCUCGAAAGGGCACUUCAAUCGAUGUUUCGCAGGCUUCGGAGAGGGUAGCGAAUUUUUUCAGCGGAGGAAACGCGCUGGUUAUCACUGGUGCAGGAGUGAGCGUGGAAUCGGGGAUUAGGGCAUAUCGAGGGACCACAGGGAGAUAUAUGAAUCCAAAUUACAAACCAAUUCUUGUGAGCCCCAUGAUACGGUUAGGGACACCAAAUAACCGGACCAGUACCAUGAACUCGUUGAUCCUACCCCGAGAGGUCACAGUUUCAGGCAAGUACACCCCCAAUACGGCUUCACGUUAUUUAACCUAUAGAACUAGACAAAGAUACUGGUCUCGAUCCUAUCUCGGCUAUCCCCCCGUUCGUGAUGCACAGCCGAACCCAACCCACUUCGCACUGGCCGCUCUACAGUGGUCCGGAUUCGUUCCAAGGUUAAUCACCCAAAACGUUGACGGCCUCCAUCAGAAGGCUGUACCCAACGAAGCACCGUUGAAUGGUCCAGGACACAUCCUCGAGCUUCAUGGCACGUUGCAUAUGGUCCACUGUAGGAAAAACCAUACGGUCAAUCGCGAAGAAUUUCAGGACCAACUAUCUAGAUUAAAUCCAGCCUGGAAAGAUUUUGUAGACGAGAUGACACGUACCGGUAUCCAGCCUAGAACAAACCCAGACGGUGACGUUGAUAUCCGUGGUGUCGACUUUAGCAACUUUGUCCUGCCAGUUUGUAAAGCAUGUCUAGCGGAAGGAAUCCGUGACGAUGCAGUGGGUAUCAUGCUCAUCUCUAAUAAUUUCCACCUGGAUUUAAUCGGGAUGAGUUAA
Rhizoctonia solani is the source of this 846-nucleotide messenger RNA. Its product is annotated as NAD-dependent histone deacetylase SIR2. The transcript has 5 exons. The record is from RefSeq and is a predicted model, not a curated record. Gene Ontology annotation, molecular function: NAD+ binding. Lineage: Eukaryota; Fungi; Basidiomycota; Agaricomycetes; Cantharellales; Ceratobasidiaceae. Bases 1 to 846 code for a protein of 281 amino acids.